Messenger RNA from Sclerotinia borealis F-4128, 249 nucleotides. The record is from the annotation of a GenBank genome assembly. Lineage: Eukaryota; Fungi; Ascomycota; Leotiomycetes; Helotiales; Sclerotiniaceae.
AUGAAAUCCGCCAACAUUGUAAUUGAGGAGACACUCCAAAGAGUAACGAAAUACUAUAAAUUUAACAAUGAUGCUGUAUGGGUUGAGUUGACUGAGGCUUUCGGUAAGGGUGUUUCUGGAGCAGCAAGUUUGAGUUCUCGUCGCUUGGACAGUUUCUUUGCGAUUUUCUAUUGCAGAUCUUCGCGAUUCAUUGAUGUGAGCAUGUUUGAUCAACCGCAGCUUACCACCAAGCUCAAAUUCUCAGUAUGA